Messenger RNA from Suillus clintonianus, 1434 nucleotides. RefSeq names its product glycosyltransferase family 4 protein. NCBI's taxonomy places the organism in Eukaryota, Fungi, Basidiomycota, Agaricomycetes, Boletales, Suillaceae. The coding region runs from base 1 to 1434 and encodes 477 amino acids. The record is from RefSeq and is a predicted model, not a curated record. Gene Ontology annotation, molecular function: GDP-Man:Man(1)GlcNAc(2)-PP-Dol alpha-1,3-mannosyltransferase activity; alpha-1,3-mannosyltransferase activity. The transcript is spliced from 6 exons.
AUGGCGAAAAGUUCAAAGUUGCGCAUCGCGUUCAUUCACCCUGACUUGGGAAUCGGAGGAGCCGAAAGGCUGGUUGUAGACGCUGCACUAGGUUUACAAUCCCUGGGUCACUCCGUGGAUAUAUACACCUCUCAUCACGACUCGAACCACUGUUUUGACGAGACAAGAGACGGAAGACUGCGCAUCCAUCAUGUAAUUCCACCACUACCUCGGUCUAUACAGGGAAAGUUUCACAUCUUGUUUGCGCAUGCAAGGCAGCUGCAUCUCACAAUGCACCUUAUGCGCACGUCAGCGCAGCAAUACGAUGUCUUCUUUGUAGAUCAACUUUCUACUUGCAUUCCGUUCCUCCGAAUGUUCUGUAGAAAACGCGUCGUUUUCUACUGCCACUUUCCCGACAAGCUUCUUGCAAACGGUGCCUACGUAGAGGGCCGGCAGGGGAAGAAUGUCAGUCUCCUGAAAUCCAUCUAUCGCUUCCCAAUGGAUUGGCUAGAGGAGGCUACUACGACUCAAGCUGACCUGAUCCUCGCCAAUUCAAAGUUUACUGCACGAGUGACCAAGUCGCACUUCUCUUCCCUUCGACACCAGCUGAAAGUCGUCUAUCCUGGAAUUAAUAUUGCGGCCUACAUCUCACCGAUCGACCCAUCAGAUCCCGAUAUCCUUCAGGUCGCCUCGCAACGGCGAACAUUGUUGUCCCUCAACCGGUUUGAGAUGAAGAAAAAUGCCGCUUUGGCAAUAGAAGCAUUUGCGAUCCUGCGGAACAAGGACCGGAAUACAUUAGACGUGAGGCUGGUUCUUGCUGGUGGCUAUGAUCCUCGUCUAGAGGAUAACAUACGAACCCUGGAAUCUCUUAUUGAACUGGCACGGUUCAGUGGUCUAACUUAUAACAUCAUCACCCCGUUGCAGUCCCGCGUGGCAGUACCAUCAUUCCCAAAUAUUACCCUGAAUGAGCCAGAUAUAUUAUUCCUCUUAAACUUUACCACCGCCCAGCGUUCAGGUCUACUCCAGGCUCAAUCUACAGUCGCUUUAUUAUAUACUCCAGCAAACGAACACUUUGGAAUUGGACCAGUGGAAGGCAUGAUAUGCGGCCUGCCGAUACUUGCCUGCGACAGCGGCGGCCCCACGGAGAGUAUCGUUGACCAGCCAACGGACCAAAGGACCGGGUGGCUCUACCGUCCCCAGUCGUCGGUGUGGGCUCAAGCAUUGGAGGAAAUCUGUAAUCUCUCAGAGACAGAUAGGAAGGCGCUCUCGCAGAGAGCUCGGGACCGUGCCCAGAACAUGUUCGGAAUGGAUGCGAUGGCGAAGUCACUCGAGGAAGUGUUGGAAGAAGCGGUAUCUAUGGGGCCAGUGUCAAGAACGGGAAUGUGGCUCGUGAUGUUUGCGGCUCUGGGGUUGGUGGUGGCUUUAAUCGUGCGGUAUGGAUCGUUUUCAGGGUAG